Molecule: messenger RNA, 2632 nt
Organism: Ruditapes philippinarum (Manila clam)
Lineage: Eukaryota; Metazoa; Mollusca; Bivalvia; Venerida; Veneridae
Product: adenylate kinase 7-like
Exons: 17
Coding region: 67-2193 (708 amino acids)
Biological process (GO): nucleobase-containing compound metabolic process
Cellular component (GO): cytoplasm
Molecular function (GO): ATP binding; AMP kinase activity
Source: RefSeq, a predicted model, not a curated record
UCGCGAGUUUCCGGAAACUACGGAACUUACCGAAUGUACCUUAGCAACGCAACGUAAACAGACAAAAUGGCGAGCACGCAAGACGAUGGAGAUAAACCAAAAAGUAAACGGUUAUUUGUUAACCAAGUAGACCAGUUUCAAGGGAAAAAUUUAUCCAAGUAUUUAUCCCGUUGUGUUGUUGGGGCUUCCCUUGAAGAGCCUGAGGAAGAAGAUGAUGCCAAGUCUACAGACAGUUUCAUCCCUCCUCCAAAAGAAGGAUGCUAUGAAAUUGUUGGAACAACCAAAGAAAAGGGACCAAAUGUACAGAAACCAGAUUAUGUGAAAGAACUUGUUAAUUUUGACAACAAAGAUCAGCUGUAUGAGUUCCUUGUUGAAUGUGAUGUUAUUGUUUAUGAUAUCACAGAGGACCCUGACCAGAUUGAUGAGGCUGUUUGGGCUGUGUCAGAACUUCAUUCUGAUCUGGAAAAAAUUGAGAAGCCCAAAAUGUUUAUCCUCAUAUCCUCUGUGAUGACAUGGGCCAAAAGCAAGCCAUUGGACCCUGAUGAUCCAGAAAUCCCAUUCACUGAGGAUGAUUACAGAAGAAGAAAACCACAUCCUAAUUUCAAGGAACACAUCAGUGCUGAGAAAACAGUUAUUAAGCUGGGAAAGACUAACAAAAGCAAGCUGGUAACUUAUGUGGUAGCAUCUGGUCUCACAUAUGGUGCUGAGGAGCAGAUUUUCCAUUAUCUCUUCAAGUCUGCCUGGCACAAUGCCCCAGAGCUCCUGUGCUUUGGAAAUGGACAGAAUGUUGUACCCACAAUCCACAUUAAAGAUCUAGCUGCAGUGAUCCAGAAUAUUGCUGACAGUCGACCCAAGGUGCGGUAUCUCAUUGCUAAAGAUGACUCAAACAGUACCCUAGAAGAAAUUGUCAAGAGUGUUAGUGGAAGCCUGGGCACAGACAAAGUGAAGAAUAUUACCAAAGAAGAAGCACUUUUGAAUAAGGAAAUUGAGCAAAAUGAUUUUGACAUGUUACUGGUUAACCUACGUAUGGAUGCAGUGAAUGUCAAAGAAAACAUGAGAAUCAGUUGGGUGUCAGAGGCUGGUAUGGUGGAGAAUAUACAAGCUAUUAUCAAAGAAUACAAAGAUACCAGGAACCUACAUCCAUUGAGAGUGUGUGUAUUGGGACCACCAGCCAGUGGAAAGUCAACAGUUGUGAAACAGUUGUGUGAGCAUUACAAAUUACAUCACAUCAAGAUUAAAGACGUCAUUGAUCAGGCUAUAGAUGACUUGACAACCACAUCUCGUCGUGCUGAUUCUGAAGAUCAGGAAGAAGAUGAAGGAAAAGCCCAAGAUGCUCAAGAACUUCUCGACUCAAUCAAUGAGGGCAAGGAAAAUAACAAUGGACGUAUAGAGGAUACAUAUGUCCUCAAAUUUUUCAGAGACAAACUUUUAUCAAUGCCGUGUCAGAACCAAGGGUUUAUCCUGGAUGGUUUUCCAAAGACUAUGGAACAAGCAAAAGAGCUCUUUGCAUCUGAGGAUGAUGAGGAGCCUGAGGAGUCAGCCAAGCCAACUAACUAUAACCGUCUUAUAAUGCCUGACCACGUCAUCAGUCUUAAAGCUAAUGAUGAAUUUCUGAAACAUCGUGUGAUGAACCUUCCCGAGAGUGAGGUGGUCAACACUCAUAACACGGAGGAGGGUCUUGUGAGGAGACUCGAGGCUUACAGGAACGCUAAUACAGAGGAAGAAACUGUCCUUAAUUAUUUUGAUGAGUUGGAGAUACAUCCUGAAGAUAUUGAUGUUGUGAAAGAUAGCUCCCAUAUGAUGAAGGAUACAGUAGAAAAAAUAAAGAAAAUCAUUGGAAAAGCCAGAAAUUAUGGACCUACACCUGAGGAGCUUGAACAAAUGAAGAAACUGGAAGAAGAAGAAAGACAAAAGAAAGAAGCUGAGCAAAAACAAGAGAAAGAGAGAAAAGAAUUAGAAGAAGCACAAGAGAGAAAGAAGAGACAAGAAGAAUGGACACAAAGAUUGAAUGAAGUAAAACGUGAGGAGUAUGAACUGCUGGAGGCCCAGUCAAUACCAUUGAGGAAUUAUCUCAUGAAACAUGUGAUGCCUACCCUCACCCAGGGCCUCAUUGAAUGUUGUAAAACCAGACCAGAUGACGCCAUUGAUUUCCUAGCUGAGUAUUUGUUCCAACAAAAUCCACAAGUAGACUAGAGAUCAACUUUUGGCAUAUUAUAGAAAAAAAUAUGACAUUUUAUUCAUUGAUAAUGUUGGGAAAACUGUGUUUAUAAAGCAAAAUCAACUACUGUUCAAUAUUGUAUGUGAACUACUAUUUGUAUGAAAAGUCUGUGAUAAAAAUUGUGCACUGUUAUUUUAUUUUUUGAACAUUUAUUUAUUCAUAGAUUUUGUUAGAGCUUACAUGAUUAUUCUGUUUUGACAAAGUCUUGUUGUGUAUGGUGUAUUUUACAGCAGUACCUGGACAUUCCGUUUAAUAAACACUUUUAUAUGGUGUAUGCAUUUUUAAGUUCUCUUCUAUUCUGUAAUUUCAUUGAUAAAGAUUAUAACUUUAUGCUCUAGAAUGUUACCUAUUCAUUGUACAUGUAUCUAUAAAAAAUUUAAAAUAGCAUUUUGCAAUAAAAGUUUAUGAAAAUUU